Messenger RNA from Carya illinoinensis, 2539 nucleotides. Its product is annotated as pre-rRNA-processing protein esf1. Bases 109 to 2295 code for a protein of 728 amino acids. NCBI's taxonomy places the organism in Eukaryota, Viridiplantae, Streptophyta, Magnoliopsida, Fagales, Juglandaceae. The record is from RefSeq and is a predicted model, not a curated record. Gene Ontology annotation, biological process: rRNA processing. The transcript has 7 exons. Gene Ontology annotation, cellular component: nucleus. Gene Ontology annotation, molecular function: RNA binding.
UGCUACAGUGGCUGCUCCGUAGACUCCUGUAAAACCCUAAGGAAACCAACCAGGCUCAUUCGUUAAACCCUAAGGAAAAGAAGAGGCCGCUCAUUCUCUUAAUCCAACAUGGCCUCAAAGAAGGGCAAGACCAAGAACAAGUCGAAGGACUCAGAAUCUUCAGCUGCAGCCCAAUUUACUGACAGGAAGAUCAUCACUGAUGCUCGGUUUUCGUCUGUACAUUCCGACCCUCGGUUCCAGAAAGUUCCCAGGAACACUUCUGUGGUCGCGAUCGACUCGCGAUUCAACCGCGUUCUUACUGACAAGAGCUUCUUCGUCUCGUCCUCGGCUCCGUUGGACAAGCGAGGAAAGCCCAAGAAGCGGAAUUCUGAGACUUCUUUGCGACAUUAUUAUCGAAUCGAAGAGGAGAAACACAAACAAGAAGAAGAGGAAGAGGAGGAGGAGGCGGGGAAAGAGGUUAUCAAUGAAGACGACGAGGAAGUAGAGGAAGAGCGGAAAUUGGGGAAACUCGUUCAUGUCGAGUCAGGACUGGAGUCGAGCAGUGAGUCGGAGGUGUCGCAAUCGGAGGACGAUGAGUCGUACACAACCACCGAUACCGAUGAAGGUGAAGAUGAGGGGGUUGAGGAGGAGGAAGAGCCUCAAGUGCAGGAGAGUAUACCAGAAAUCGAAAGAGAAACUCGCAGACUCGCGGUUGUUAAUAUGGAUUGGAGGUAUGUUAAGGCUGUUGACUUGUAUGUAGUUUUGAGCUCAUUUCUCCCAAAAGACGGACAAAUUUUAUCGGUGGCUGUCUAUCCGUCUGAGUUUGGUCUUCAGCGUAUGAAAGAGGAAGAAGUUCAUGGUCCUGUUGGCUUAUUUGAUGAUGAAAAUGAUGAAGACAACGAAGAUGAGAUAGAUUACGAGAAACUGCGUGCAUAUGAGACAAGCAAGUUAAGGUACUACUAUGCUGUGGUGGAAUGUGAUUCGAGUGCCACAGCUGAUUACCUUUAUAAAGCAUGUGAUGGAGUUGAAUUUGAAAGAUCAUCCAAUAAACUUGAUCUGAGAUUUAUUCCAGACUCCAUGGAAUUUAAACACCCACCCCGAGAUAUUGCUACCGAGGCACCUGCAGGAUACGAAGGUUUAGAUUUCCAAACUCGAGCUCUGCAGCAUAGUAGAAUUCAACUUUCUUGGGAUGAGGAUGAACCGGAUCGUGUAAAGACCUUGAAACGAAAAUUUAAUGCUGACCAGCUAGCUGAACUGGAGUUGAAGGAGUUUUUGGCUUCUGAUGAGAGCGAAAGCGAUGGUGACGAGGAUGAGAAUGAUGUAGAGGAUCAGUCAGCUAAAAGGCAUAAAAAACGAGAUAUGUACCGUGCUUUAAUACAGUCUGGUGAUGUCUCAGAGGGUGAUGGUGAGGAGGAAGGCCAGGAUAUGGAGGUCACUUUCAAUACUGGUCUGGAGGACAUUAGCAAGCGUAUUUUAGAGAAGAAGGGUAAGAAGUCAGAGACAGUGUGGGAGGCCUAUCUUAGAAAAAGCCGUGAGAAAAAGAAGGCUAGGAAAAAUAAGUCCAAGUAUUCAUCAGAGGAUGAGGGAAGUGAUACUGAUCAAGAGGCACCUGAACAACCAGAUGAUUUUUUUGUUGAAGAGCCUUCAGUUAAAAGAGGUAAAAAGGUGGUUCGAGGUAAAAUUGUUGAAGAAAGGCUGCAUCAAGAUGUGGAUAAGGAAGCAGAAGCAAGCAGAGCAGAGCUUGAGUUAUUAGUUGCUGAUGACAAGGGGGAAGAAACUGGUCUUAAGCGAUAUAAUUUGAAACCUAAGAAGGCCAAGGGAAGGAAGGGGAAAGAGGUUCCAGAUGAAGACAAAAUACCAGAUCUUGAUUAUAAUGAUCCGCGUUUUUCUGCUCUCUUCACUUCACCUCAAUUUGCACUGGAUCCAACAAAUCCUGAAUUCAAAAGGUGGGCAGCUUUAUCUCGGCAUUUAGUACAGACGAAGCAAAACAGGCAAGAAGUGGCAGAAAGGGAGCGUAUGAAGUUAUCUACUACAUCAAAGGUGCCAUCUGAUGAGCCUCAGUUGAAUGAGGAUGAGCAAGUCACGUCUGAUGUUUUGCCGUCAAAGAAAGAUAAGCUUGAGUUAUCAUCCUUGGUUAAAUCAAUAAAGAUGAAGUCCAAGCAAGUUAAAUUUCCCUCUAAUGGUUCGAUGUCGAAGAAAGAUGCAAAAUUGCAAUCUGCAGAUACGGAGGAAAUGGAGCAGCCGCAUGAUCUUUCAACCUUAGCUCAAUCAGUUAAAAAGAAAUCAAAAAAUCUCAAAAGAAUGAAAACAAGAUGAAUUGGAAAGGCCGUUUUUCUUUGUUGGAGGUGGAAUCAGCAAUCUAGCAACUACCAAGACGAUUUAAGGACAAGCACUGAGGGGAAGAUCAUACACUACGCACAAUGUUUUUGUUUCUUUGAAAUAUUGGAAGGAAAACUUGCUUGUUUGUUUAUGUUUAGCAAGAAAAAUUACCCAUAACGUCAAUAUGGUAACUCAUGUUCAGACUAUAAAGUUGUUAAAUUUAUCAUUUCUUUUUAGACUA